Leucoraja erinaceus (little skate) is the source of this 1656-nucleotide messenger RNA. RefSeq names its product regulator of G-protein signaling 2-like. NCBI's taxonomy places the organism in Eukaryota, Metazoa, Chordata, Chondrichthyes, Rajiformes, Rajidae. The transcript has 4 exons. The record is from RefSeq and is a predicted model, not a curated record. Bases 1 to 417 code for a protein of 138 amino acids.
AUGCCAACAAAGGCAACUCCUGAAGAGGCAAGGCUGUGGUCUGAGUCUGUGGAUAAGUUGCUCUGCCACAAAGCUGGUCAGGCUGCCUUCAGGGACUUCCUCAGGACAGAAUUCAGCGAGGAGAACAUUGAUUUCUGGCUAGCCUGUGAAGCCUACAGGAAGAUCAAGUCUCCCACGAAGCUGGCUUCUAAAGCCAAGAAGAUAUACUCUCAAUUCAUAGAACCCAAGGCACCCAAAGAGAUUAACAUUGAUUUUACAACACGAGAAAAUAUCACGAGAAGCAUGGACAAGCCCACGCAAUCCAGCUUUGACGCAGCACAAAAUGUCAUCUACGGACUGAUGGCAAGAGACUGCUACCCUAGGUUCCUGAGGUCAGACGGUUACCUGGGACUUGUCUGCAGAAGGGUCUCGACCUGAAACAUCACACAUUCCUUCCCUCCAGAGAUGCUGCCUGUCCCGCUGAGUUACUCCAGCAUUUUGUGUCUACCUGUCUACCUGUGGUUACCUGGGACUGAUCAGCAAGGUGAACACCACCCCGCACAACUGAUGCCGAACAUCUCUCCAUGUCCUGACACAAGUCAACAGGUCAAUGCUGUCGUUUUUCUCUGAAGGGUCCCGUCCCGAAACGUCCCCUAUCCAUGUUCUCCACGAUGCUGCCUGACCUGCUGAGUUACUCCAGCACUUUGUAUUUGUUGUUGUAAACCAGCAUCUGCAGUUUCUUGUUUCUAGAUUCCCGUAAACCUCCUCUGGACCCUCUCCAACGGCAGCACAUCCGUGCUCAGAUAGUUUAGUUGCGUUUUGAGAUGCAGCGUGAAUACAGGCCCUUCCGCCGACAACUCCACGCCGACCAGCGAUCACCCAUGCUCUAGUUCUACCCUACACACUAGGGACAGUUUACAGAAGCCAAUUAACCUACAAACCUUCACGUCUUUGGAGUGUGGGGGGAAACUGAAGCACCCGGAGAAAACCCACACAAAGUCCUCCAGAAUUUGUACAUUCUCACCGUGACAGCGGGGAUUUUUUGCAGGUGCUCUGGUUUCCUCUCACAUCCCAAGGCCGAAUGGGUUUGUAGGUUAAUUAGCUUCUGUAAAUUAUAAAUUGUCCCCAGUGUGUAGGAUGUAAACUGGGAUAACAAAGAUCAAUGGUUGCCACGGACUCGGUGGGCCGAAGGGCCUGUUUCCACGCUGAAUCUCUAAACUAAACCAAACUAAACAAAUUAAAAUUGUUUUUUAAAAUUUCAGUUUAGUUUAGAGAUACAGCAUGGAAGCAGGCCAUUCAGCCCAUCGAGUGCAUACUGACCAUUAAUUGCCCGUUCACACUAGUUCUUUGUUAUCCCACUUUCACAUUCACUCCCAACAUACAAGGGGUGAUUUUACAAAGGACAAUGAAAUGAAAUGCAAUAAAGGCUAUUUCUGGAGAGUUUUGCAUCAAUCUGGAAAUUCAAUCAGGUACCAUGCUGUGAGUCACCUUGAACACCUCAUAUGACUUCUUUGUGAGGAAAGCAUUAGAUUCAGGAACAGCUUCUUCCCCAAGGUUAUCACAUUACUCAACAGACCUCUCAUAAGCUAGGGUGUAGUCCCGAUCUUCCAACCUACCUCGUUGCGGCCCUUGCACUUUGUUUUAUGAUCUGCGCUUUCUCUGGCGAUGUAGCACCCU